Messenger RNA from Dentiscutata erythropus, 646 nucleotides. Lineage: Eukaryota; Fungi; Glomeromycota; Glomeromycetes; Diversisporales; Gigasporaceae. The record is from the annotation of a GenBank genome assembly.
AUGCAAGAGAUUAAGAGAAGUUUGGAAUUGUUAGAUACAAAUUUAACCAUUAUUAGAAGCAAUGAUCAAAAGAGAGAAGAAAUUAAAUACGAGGUUUGGCAAAGACAUGAUGUGAAUGGCACUAUUUUCAAUGAUAUUGCAAGCCUAAUUAAUGAAGUAGCUGAGGCACUUAUAGAGCACCAUGCUUGGAAUGGGGAUAACAAGCCUAGUGAAUGUAGAAAAUGUGAUAAUUGUCAAUGCCGCAUCAAAGAUAAUCCAAGUAUCUGUGAUGUAACAUUCGAUAUUGUAGAAUUACUAUGUGUAGAAGUCUUAACCACGACCUAUGAUCACCAAAUCACACCUGCCGAUGUCGUUAGUGUUUUUAGACAAUCUAAUGCUGCUAGAAUGAAAAAAUUUGGCUAUCAACAGUUGAAAGAAUUUUAUGAUCAAGAAGAUAUUAAAAAAUCAAAAAAGCCAGAACUAUUGAGCACUAUUGAACUCACAGAAUUUGCACUUCAAGACUUGGUUAGAAAAGGACUAGUUUUACAAGAUAUUGUAUUAUCAAGACUAUAUGAAACAGAGUACAUGUCAUGUACUUUGGUUAUUGAAGGGAUUGCAAACGAGGCCAAAGAAAUAAUUAAAGUACAAGAAUGGAAAUAUUUUAAAC